UUGAAUCGGUGGUGCCCUAGAACAGAACUAGAAGUAUAGAAGUAUGGAAGGGGAGGAGAGGAAAAGAAGCAAGGGGCGAUUGUGCUGUUUAUGCAAUGAACGAAGAGCUUCUCUUAAAAGACCUAAAACUCUUGAACAGAUAUGCAAGGAUUGCUUCUACGAUGUAUUCGAGGAUGAGAUUCAUCAACUCAUUGUUGGCGAACAACUUUUUAGGAGCGGUGAACGUAUCGCAAUCGGUGCUUCUGGUGGUAAAGAUUCGACUGUUCUUGCUUAUGUGUUAUCCAAACUGAACCGCGUCCACAAUUACGGUCUCCAUCUAUUCCUCUUGUCCGUUGAUGAGGGCAUCACAGGCUACCGUGACGAUUCCCUUCAAACUGUUCAUAGAAACCAAAUUCAGUAUGAUUUGCCUCUCAAAGUCGUCUCUUAUAAGGACUUGUACGGUUGGACUAUGGAUCAAAUUGUCAACCUCAUUGGUACCAAAAACAAUUGCACCUUCUGUGGUGUCUUCCGUCGCCAGGCCCUUGAUCGAGGUGCUGCUUUCUUGAAAGUAGAUAAACUCGUUACUGGUCACAAUGCUGAUGAUAUUGCUGAGACCGUUCUCCUCAACAUAUUAAGAGGAGAUAUUGCUAGAUUGAGUCGAUGCACUUCAAUAACCACCGGUGAAGAUGGGCCCAUCCCCAGAUGCAAACCUUUUAAGUAUACAUACGAGAAGGAGAUUGUCAUAUAUCCUUAUUCAUUAAAUCAUUUUUUCCUUAUUCUUUGUUUUGUUGCUAUUGGAUCUUCUUACUUGCAAAUCCUUGACAUCUUGAUUACGUAUGCAUAUUUCAAGAGGCUCGACUACUUUUCCACUGAAUGUAAUCUUUAUCUUUUUAUAAUUUACUUAUAUAUAUAUUAUUUUUAUUUUUAUUUUUUGGUCCAUCCAACUUCCAAUUAUAAUAUUCCCUUGAGAAUUGCAGGCAUUUAUUCUCCAAAUGCUUAUCGCGGUUUUGCUCGUGAGUUCAUCAAGGAUUUGGAAAGAAUCAGACCCAGAGCCAUUCUUGACAUCAUCAAAUCAGGGGAGAAUUUCAGGAUUUCCACUGCUACGAAAAUGCCAGAGCAGGGAACAUGUGAACGGUGUGGUUAUAUUUCUAGUCAGAAAUGGUGUAAAGCUUGUGUUCUGCUUGACGGAUUGAAUCGAGGUUUGCCUAAGCUGGGGAUUGGGCGGAAUCGGGGCAGUAUUGGUUGUAAGGACGGAAUUGAAAGUCAGGGAGGAAAGAGCAUCGAGAGCAAACAAUUUGGAACUUUAGACUUCUAAUUCGCCAUAUAGGCUUCAUAUGAAUCCAUAGGUUCUAUGUACUACUGAUUAAUCGAACGUGGUUGCAGUAACUACCUAGUGAAUCCCGUGGUGGUUAUUGAUAGUGGAAUGUCAAUAUAUUUGGUGACAAAACUAUAAGAAUAACAGACUUUGCAGAGGGACCUAGCCUAUCAAGACACUAAACAAAAGAAGAAGCGGGAUCUAAAAGAAUUUGAGGUUUUCUGCUCCUGAAAUUCAGGGUUUCACGUCAUCGUGAAAAGAAAAUAUAACCUAGAAUAGUUGCAUUAUUUGCAGACUUUGUUACUUGUCCUUUAAUUGUGUGCCCCUAGCUUACUUUUUGUGGUCAAUAUUUUGUCAUGCAGUUUUAUUAAAUUUAUCAAUGAACUUAGAAGUCCUUUACAGAUGCAGCGGGAGUUUUGAUAUUGUAAUAUUCUUUUCUAGCACUAACUUUUUUAGAGGAAUA
Messenger RNA from Gastrolobium bilobum, 1757 nucleotides. RefSeq names its product cytoplasmic tRNA 2-thiolation protein 1. Lineage: Eukaryota; Viridiplantae; Streptophyta; Magnoliopsida; Fabales; Fabaceae. Gene Ontology annotation, cellular component: mitochondrion; cytosolic tRNA wobble base thiouridylase complex. The coding region runs from base 44 to 1294 and encodes 416 amino acids. The transcript has 5 exons. The record is from RefSeq and is a predicted model, not a curated record. Gene Ontology annotation, molecular function: tRNA binding. Gene Ontology annotation, biological process: tRNA wobble position uridine thiolation.